Messenger RNA from Bursaphelenchus xylophilus (pine wood nematode), 982 nucleotides. NCBI's taxonomy places the organism in Eukaryota, Metazoa, Nematoda, Chromadorea, Rhabditida, Aphelenchoididae. The record is from the annotation of a GenBank genome assembly.
AUGUUUCGUUUGGUUGUAAGUUACCAUUCGGAGAUCGUUUUAUUGCUUUUAGAACAAGCAGCUUUUGAAGUCGCUGAAUGGAGCGUUGAGAGCUGGAGCUGUUUCAUCCUCUCCAAGAUUCCUUUCUACUUCAACGGCUUUGAAACAUGGUGUACUUGGCCCACGAUCGGAUGUCCCUAACUUCUCUGUAAGUUGCGUCACGGUUUUGGGUCUUUUAGAAUGAGUUUUAUAUUGGACUUGGUAUCUGAUGUCGCAUGUGUAAUAAGAGAUGUCUAGACAAUUUUUUUUGAGUAUUGUUUUUAAUAAAGUUUCUUUAGGGUACUGCCGUGGUCGACGGAGAAUUCAAACAGAUUUCUUACACCGACUACGCCGGAAAAUGGCUUUUGAUUUUCUUCUACCCAUUAGAUUUCACUUUCGUUUGCCCAACCGAAAUCAUUGCCUUCAGCGAUCGUGUUGAUGAGUUCAAGAAGCUCGGAUGCGAAGUUGUCGCCUGCUCCUGCGAUUCGCAAUUCUCUCACUUGGCUUGGGUGAAACAACCCCGCAAUGAAGGAGGUCUUGGAGACAUGAAGGUAGGUCUUGAUGAAUAAGAUUGUUAUUAUUUAGAUUCCAAUCCUUUCCGACUUUACCAAGAAGACAACCAAGUCGUUUGGAAUUUUGGAGCCAGAUUUGGGAGUUUCCUUCCGAGGACUGUUCAUUGUGGACCCCAAUGGAAAGAUCCGCCAUUCGUUGGUUAACGAUUUGCCCGUUGGACGAAGUGUGGAUGAGGCUUUGAGGACUUUGAAGGCUUUCCAAUUUUUUGAAAAGCAUGGAGAAGGUAUGAACCGUUAUAAUUUUGAUUUUCUUCAUAAUUGGAAAUAAGAUGAGACUAAGUUUGUAUUAUAAAUGCCACCUCAUUUUAGUAUGCCCUGCUGGGUGGGAAGAAGGCGGCGAAACCAUCAACACAGCCUCACCAAAGGAGUACUUCAGCAAAAUCAACAAGUAA